Messenger RNA from Aricia agestis (brown argus), 656 nucleotides. It is a transcript of the gene mago, whose product is annotated as protein mago nashi homolog. The coding region runs from base 182 to 622 and encodes 146 amino acids. NCBI's taxonomy places the organism in Eukaryota, Metazoa, Arthropoda, Insecta, Lepidoptera, Lycaenidae. The transcript is spliced from 2 exons. Gene Ontology annotation, biological process: RNA splicing. Gene Ontology annotation, cellular component: exon-exon junction complex; nucleus; catalytic step 2 spliceosome. The record is from RefSeq and is a predicted model, not a curated record.
UCUCGCUAGCCGCCUGUCGCAGCGCCGCUUUGCUGCAAAAUUGUUUUACGAAAGUUUACAAAUUGUAUAAAUAGCUGUACUAAUUUACUUAUUGUUGCGCAUUUCCAGUGACGAAAAGGAAAAACGAGCGUUAUUUUAUAUUUAUAAGUUAGAUGCUCAAUAAUAUACAGUAAAUUCCAUCAUGUCAUCAGACUUCUAUAUUCGGUACUAUGUUGGCCACAAAGGUAAAUUUGGGCAUGAAUUCUUGGAAUUUGAAUUUCGACCAGACGGCAAGUUACGAUAUGCAAACAAUUCCAACUAUAAAAACGAUACUAUGAUUCGUAAGGAAGCCUAUGUGCAUCCAUGCGUAAUGGAGGAAUUGAAAAGAGUCAUUAUAGAUUCUGAAAUAAUGCACGAAGAUGAUCGCCUAUGGCCGCAGCCAGAUCGUGUUGGACGCCAAGAACUAGAAAUUGUCAUUGGAGAAGAGCAUAUAUCUUUCACAACAUCCAAGACGGGUUCUCUGGUCGACGUCAACCAGUCUAGAGAUCCUGAAGGGUUGCGGUGUUUCUACUAUUUAGUUCAAGAUCUUAAAUGUUUAGUGUUCUCCCUUAUUGGCUUACAUUUCAAAAUAAAACCAAUAUAAGUGUAUUUUCAUAAUAAUAAAACAGAUUUUCCUA